AGCGACAAGCACCAUUCCCCUUCUUAGCACUUCACAAUCUGAAACCACUGCUGCAGCUACCUCUACCACAGGAAUAACCUCCACCUCUCCUCUAGAGACGACUUCUGCAGCUCAAACUACAGCAAUGACUAGCAGCACUAGAAGUGAAGAGACAACCACGCUUCCCCUUCUUACAACUUCAGAACCUGGGAGCACAGCAACAGCCACCUCAAGGUUUCCAGAGACCUCCACAACUCCUGUAGAAACCACAACCCCAACAGAGAGGACAACAAUAACUAGUACCACUGGAGCUGAAGUGACAACCACACUUUCCCUUCUUGCAACUUCACAACCUGAAAGCACAACUGCAGCAACCUCAACUGCUCCAGAAACAACCACAGUUCUGCAAGAGACCACUUCCCCAGCUGAGAGUACACCAAUAAUUAGUACUUCUACAGUAGAAGCGACAAGCACCAUUCCCCUUCUUAGCACUUCACAAUCUGAAACCACUGCUGCAGCUACCUCUACCAUGGGAAUAACCUCCACCUCUCCUCUAGAGACGACUUCUGUAUCUCAAACUACAGCAAUGACUACUAGCACUAGAAGUGAAGAGACAAUCACACUUCCCCUUCUUACAACUUCCGAACCUGAGAGCACAGCAACAGCCACCUCAAGCUUUCCAGAGACCUCCAAAACUCCUGUAGAAACCACAACCCCAACAGAGAGGACAACAAUAACUAGUACCACUGGAGCUGAAGUGACAACCACACUUUCCCUUCUUGCAACUUCACAACCUGAAAGCACAACUGCAGCAACCUCAACUGCUCCAGAAACAACCACAGUUCUGCAAGAGACCACUUCCCCAGCUGAGAGUACACCAAUAAUUAGUACUUCUACAGUAGAAGCGACAAGCACCAUUCCCCUUCUUAGCACUUCACAAUCUGAAACCACUGCUGCAGCCACAUCUACCAUGGGAAUAACCUCCACCUCUCCUCUAGAGACGACUUCUGCAGCUCAAACUACAGCAAUGACUAGUACUUCUACAACAGAGGUGACAACCACUGUUCCUAAUCCCACGACGACAUUGGCUGCGAGCAUAGCUACAGCCACAUCAACUGCUCCAGAAACCACCACAGUUACACUGAAGACCACUUCCCCAGCUGGGACUACACCAAUAAUUAGUACUUCUACAAUAGAAGGGACAACCACCCUUCCCCUUCCUAGUACUUCACAACCUGAAACCAGUGCUGCAGCCACCUCUACCAUGGGAAUAACCUCCACAUCUCCUCUAGAGACGACUUCUGCAGCUGAAACUACAGCAAUGACUAGUAGCACUAGAAGUGAAGAGACAACCACGCUUCCCCUUCUUACAACUUCAGAACCUGGGAGCACAGCUACAGCCACCUCAACUUUCACAGAGACCUCCACAACUCCUGUAGAAACCACAACCCCAACAGAGAGGACAACAAUAACUAGUACCACUGGAGCUGAAGUGACAACCACACUUUCCCUUCCUUCAACUUCACAACCUGAAAGCACAACUGCAGCCACCUCAACUGCUCCAGAAACAACCAUAGUUCUGCAAGAGACCACUUCCCCAGCUGAGAAACCUGGGAGCACAGCUACAGCCACCUCAACUUUUCCGGAGACCUCCACAACUCAUGAAGAAACCACAACCCGAACAGAGAGCACAACAAGAACUAGUACUAGUGGAGCUGAAGUGACAACCACAAUUUCCCUCCCUGCAACUUCACAAGUCAAAAGCACAACUGCAGCCACCUCAACUGCUCCAGAAACAAGCACAGUUCUGCAAGACACAACUUCCCCAGCUGAGAGUACAACAAUAAUUAGUACUUCUACAGUAGAAGGGACAAGCACCCUUCCCAUUCUUAGCACUUCACAACCUGAAACCAGUGCUGCAGCCACCUCUACCACAGGAAUAACCUCCACCUCUCCUCUAGAGACGACUUCUGCAGCUCAAACUACAGCAAUGACUAGCAGCACUAGAAGUGAGGAGACAACCACCCUUCCUCUUCCAACAGCUUCGGAACCUGGGAGCACAGCGAUAGCCACCUCAAUGUUUCCAGAGACCUCCACAACUCCUGCAGAAACCACAACCCCAACAGAGAGGACAACAAUAACUAGUACCACUGGAGCUGAAGUGACAACCACACUUUCCCUUCCUUCAACUUCACAACCUGAAAGCACAACUGCAGCCACCUCAACUGCUCCAGAAACAACCACAGUUCUGCAAGAGAGCACUUCCCCAGCUGAGAGUACACCAAUAAUUAGUACUUUUACAGUAGAAGGGACAAGCACCCUUCCUUUUCUUCGCACUUCACAAUCUGAAAGCACUCCUGCAGACACCUCUACCAUAGGAAUAACCUCCACCUCUCCUCUAGAGACGACUUCUGCACCUCAAACUACAGCAAUGACUAGCAGCACUAGAAGUGAGGAGACAGCCACGCUUCCCCUUCUUACAACUUCAGAAUCUGGGAGCACAGCUACAGCCACCUCAACUUUUCCGGAGACCUCCACAACUCCUGUAGAAACCCCAACCCCAACAGAGAGGACAACAAGAACUAGUACCACUGGAGCUGAAGUGACAACCACAGUUUCCCUCCCUGCAACUUCACAAGCCGAGAGCACAACUGCAGCCACCUCAACUGCUCCAGAAACAACCACAGUUCUGCAAGACAUAACUUCCCCAGCUGAGAGUACAACAAUAAUUAGUACUUCUACAGUAGAAGGGACAAGCACUCUUCCCCUUCUUAGCACUUCACAACCUGAAACCAGUGCUGCAGCCACCUCUACCACAGGAAUAACCUCCACCUCUCCUCUAGAGACGACUUCCGCAACUCAAACUACAGCAAUGACUAGCAGCACUAGAAGUGAGGAGACAACCACGCUUCCUCUUCCAACAGCUUCAGAACCUGGGAGCACAGCGAUAGCCACCUCAAUGUUUCCAGAGACCUCCACAACUCCUGUAGAAACCACAACCCCAACAGAGAGGACAACAAUAACUAGUACCACUGGAGCUGAAGUGAGAACCACACUUUCCCAUCCUUCAACUUCACAACCUGAAAGCACAACUGCAGCCACCUCAACUGCUCCAGAAACAACCACAGUUCUGCAAGAGAGCACUUCCCCAGCUGAGAGUACACCAAUAAUUAGUACUUCUAGAGUAGAAGGGACAAGCACCCUUCCUCUUCUUAGCACUUCACAAUCUGAAACCACUCCUGCAGACACCUCUACCAUAGCAAUAACCUCCACCUAUUCUCUAGAGACGACUUCUGCACCUGAAACUACAGCAAUGACUAGUAGCACUAGAAGUGAAGAGACAACCACGCUUCCCCUUCUUACAACUUCAGAACCUGGGAGCACAGCGAUAGCCACCUCAACUUUUCCAGAGACCUCCACAACUCCUGUAGAAACCACAACCCCAACAGAGAGGACAACAAUAACUAGUACCACUGGAGCUGAACUGACAACCACACUUUCCCUCCCUGCAACUUCACAAGCCAAAAGCACAGCUAUAGGCAGCUCUACCACAGCAGAAACAUCCACCUCACCUUUCCAGAUGACUUCUGCAGCUGAAACUACAGCAAUAACUAGUACAACCAGAAGUGAAGAAACAACCACCCUUCCUCUUCUUACAGCUUCAGAAUCUGGGAGUACAUCAAUAGCCACCUCAACUACUCCAGAGAUCUCCAAAACUCCUGCAGAGAUCACUUCUCCAGGAGAGACUACGAGUAUAUCUACUAUCACUACAGUGGAAAAGGCAACCACAGUUCCUCUUCCUACCAGCACCAGACCACUCUCCUAA
This is a messenger RNA of Mauremys reevesii (Reeves's turtle), 3805 nucleotides long. Its product is annotated as mucin-5AC-like. The record is from RefSeq and is a predicted model, not a curated record. The transcript has 3 exons. Bases 125 to 3805 code for a protein of 1226 amino acids. Lineage: Eukaryota; Metazoa; Chordata; Testudines; Geoemydidae.